Jatropha curcas is the source of this 1463-nucleotide messenger RNA. RefSeq names its product protein PHR1-LIKE 3. NCBI's taxonomy places the organism in Eukaryota, Viridiplantae, Streptophyta, Magnoliopsida, Malpighiales, Euphorbiaceae. The record is from RefSeq and is a predicted model, not a curated record. Gene Ontology annotation, molecular function: DNA binding; DNA-binding transcription factor activity.
UAAGCGAUAUAGAAAGAAAGUCAAUUAGUCAAAAAAAAGGCUCGCCUUUCUAGUUUCACGUUUAACCCAUUGGAGUAGUGGAGAAGCAAGUUGACGGUAGAGUACAGUUAAUUGGGGUGCUCUUCUUCAACUCCGGGAAUCGGGAAAUUGGGAUAUCAUUACAAGACCGCGCACUCCAAUCGUUGGUGGUUGGUGGCGGCGGUGGUGGUGGUGUUGAGGCGUGGGUUUUCCUUGUUCCCAUUUCCCCCCUUCUGUGUAAGAUACAACAAAUGUUCCAGAGGCCGAUUCAGCCCCACCACGGCGGUGGUAUUGUGGGUCACCAGGAAAAUAUGCAGGUACAAAUGCAACAUCAGAACCACACUACUAGCACUCAGAGAAUUGCAGCCGGAGGAGGAGAGCCAUGCCUUGUCUUGACUUCCGAUCCCAAACCUCGCCUCCGCUGGACUGCCGAUCUUCACGAACGCUUCGUUGACGCCGUCGCUCAGCUCGGUGGCGCCAAUAAAGCUACGCCAAAGGCCAUCAUGCGAACAAUGAACGUGAAGGGACUCACACUCUUUCAUUUGAAGAGCCAUCUCCAGAAAUACAGACUGGGUAAGCAAUCAGGAAAGGAUAUUGGUGAAGCAUCUAAAGAUGGAUUGUCUGGCUCUUACCUUUUAGAAAGUCCCGGUGGCUGCAAUAGUUCCCCAAAUAUAACAACUUCUGAUAUGAACGAGGGAUAUGAAGUCAAGGAAGCAUUAAGAGUACAGAUGGAAGUGCAAAGCAAAUUAUAUCUACAAGUUGAGGCAGAGAAGCAUCUGCAAAUUCGUGAGGAUGCCGAACGAAGAUAUUUAGCGAUGCUUGAGAGGGCUUGUAAGAUGCUUGCUGAUCAAUUUCUAGGAGGUACAGUUAUUGACACGGAGAGUCAGAAGGGUUCAGCCACAAAGACACCAAGGAGUGCAUCUCUUGAUCCACUUGGCUUUCAAUCAUUACAAACUGAAGCAGUGAGUGAAGUCCAUGGACUAGAAAUACCAUCGAGUCUGCAUCACCAAGGGGCAGAUUGUUCCACUGAGAGCUGCCUAACUUCAAAUGAGAGUCCUGGAGGACUCACUUUUGAAGGAUCUCCAGCUGGAGGUAAGAAGCAGAUGCCAAGCUUGGACUCGCCAACAGCAUCUCUGAUUUGGGGUGAAGCAAAGGUGAGAACCUCAGAGGUGAACACGACUCAAGUUAAUCCCCACAGCAUCACUGGGUAUGGUAUAUGGAGCUGAAAAUGCUAGUUGAUGGUCAUCUUGUUUGAUAGGGUGAGAUUCUUCAGCUUACUCAGAGUUGCAAUUUAAGUGUACAAAUGGUAAUAUGUUGGUGGCAACAGUGUGAGGGCAGUAGCAGAAAAGGACUCGUCUCAAAAUUGUAAAUUUAAAUUGCUGAAUAUUGACAUGUUAGACAUUUUGAUGAUUUUUCUACGUAAUUUCCUUGUUCCGUUUAUACUA